Sorghum bicolor (sorghum) is the source of this 1731-nucleotide messenger RNA. RefSeq names its product SKP1-like protein 21. The transcript has 9 exons. The record is from RefSeq and is a predicted model, not a curated record. NCBI's taxonomy places the organism in Eukaryota, Viridiplantae, Streptophyta, Magnoliopsida, Poales, Poaceae. The coding region runs from base 376 to 1389 and encodes 337 amino acids. Gene Ontology annotation, cellular component: cytoplasm; nucleus. Gene Ontology annotation, molecular function: cullin family protein binding. Gene Ontology annotation, biological process: SCF-dependent proteasomal ubiquitin-dependent protein catabolic process.
AGGCCCAUGGCGCCACCAGCCGUUACGAUUGGGUUGGACGUGCUAUUGCCGACCGAGCCUUUCGUUCUAUCACCUAUCCUCGCCGCCGCCACCGCCGCCGUCUGGUAUCCCCUCGGAGAUUCCCCGUUCCCGCCUCUCCGGCCGCCGCAGGUUACCAAAUACGGUGAGCCGUGUGUUGCAGUGGAAUUUUGCACCUCAUUGUACUUUGAAGGCGAAUAAAGUCAUUCUCCAAUCUGAAGGCCAAACAAGGAGUGCACGUAUUGUCAUAAAGUUUGCUCAGCUGCUGUUGGACAUUGGAGAGCCCAGUGGUGGUUGUAUGCCUGAAAGGAAUUCUUUGUAAAUUUAUCAUCAUUAUUUUCCUGGCGUUAGGCAAUCAUGUCAGAGAGCGAGUUAGCAGUAAUAAAACCAGAGGCAUUGAAAACGUAUAUCUGGCUUCAGUGUUUUGAUGGCUCCAUACAACAAGUGGAGGAAGAAGUUGCCAUGUUCUGCCCUAUGAUAUGUCGGGAAAUAAUGAAAAAUGGGACAGGGUCAUCUAAGAAUCAUGCUAUAGUUCUACCGGAAAGAGUUAAUCCGGCAAGUUUGAGUUUGAUUCUUGAUUAUUGUCGGUUUCAUCAGGUCGCUGGGCGCUCAAACAAGGAGCGGAAGUCAUUUGAUGAAAAGUUUGUCCGGAUAGACACAGAAAAACUCUGCAAGUUGGCUUCUGCAGCCCUUGGUCUGCAGUUAAGGCCACUAGUUGAUCUUACUUGUGGAGCGCUUGCUCGAAUCAUUGGAGGAAAGACACCUGAUGAAGUUAGAGAUAUUUUCCAUUUACCAGAUGACCUAACAGAGGAAGAGAAACUAGAGCCACUAAAAAAUAUAAAUGAUGAUCCUACGAUUCGGUUAUUGAACCGAUUGUAUGCGAAGAAGCGGAAAGAACUGCUGGAACGCCAGAAACUAAAGGAUGUUCAAACACAAGAAGAGCAAAAAGAUGAGAGAUCUGUGGAUGAGUUACUUUGUUUUAUAAAUGGAGAUGGAGAUUCCAGAGGUGGGAAAGCUUCUAAGAAUAAGAAAAAGAAUAAAAGAAGGAAAGAUCAAGCUAAGAAUCCCACAAAAGCGAACUCCGAACCUGUAAAUAAGGAGGGGGCUUCCUGUGUGGUUCCGUGCAAAGCAGAUAGUGGUAACAUUUCUAGGCAUCCUUGCCAAACUCCAAAUUUGCAAGAUGAUAUCGAGUACCCCUUCGACAAUGCUUUUGAUAAUGCUGACCUUGAUGACGGACUUGAUCCUGCAAUGAGGGAAGAGAUUGAUAGAGAAGUGGCGGACUUUGCGAUGAAGUUGAACCUAGCUUGGUCCGAAAGAAUGAUUUUGGGACAGGACCAACGAAUGGAGUCGCAUGUUGAUACGCGGUGGUAAUGGUUCUGUGGCAGCGAUUCUCUGUUAGUUUUUUUCCGCAUAGAAUUUUCUUGAUGAGGUUUUUUGCUGUUAGAGUGGGCAGAAAACCUUAGGCAGGAAGGAGUUUUGUUCGAGAGAUACAGGAUUGUGACAUUGCAAGGUGCAAUGGUCAUGUUCUGUGAAUUGUAUGUACCCUGCUCUUCAAGAAAGUAGUGUGCAACCAUGUGUUACCCAAAAAAAAAAGGUGGAGUGAGUUGUGAGUGUAAAAACCAGAAGUUUUGAAUCUAUUUAUGUUCAUUAACUUUGACAGGAACUCUUAUAUCCUUAUGAAUGAAUAAAAGGGAAAAUGCUGUGUUGUUGGAA